This is a messenger RNA of Liolophura sinensis, 2825 nucleotides long. Its product is annotated as manganese-dependent ADP-ribose/CDP-alcohol diphosphatase-like. Lineage: Eukaryota; Metazoa; Mollusca; Polyplacophora; Chitonida; Chitonidae. Gene Ontology annotation, molecular function: 2',3'-cyclic-nucleotide 2'-phosphodiesterase activity; manganese ion binding; CDP-glycerol diphosphatase activity. The coding region runs from base 554 to 1540 and encodes 328 amino acids. The record is from RefSeq and is a predicted model, not a curated record. The transcript has 3 exons.
UGUCAAAUUAAGACUUGUGUGGUUUCAAAAGUAACAGUGUGUAAGUUUUAAGUAACCUGAACAGACUUGUCCACCCAAUCUGAUCACUAAGUUCAGUCGUUGUUCUGACAGGACAGGUUUUCACUCCCUAAAUAUAUUCACUCUACAUUUUUUUUAUUGAUACUUCGACGUUUAACUCGUUGAGCUAGAACAGAACAACAGACUGCUGUGGAACAACAGACUGCUACUGUUCUACUAUUUGCAUCGGACUUAUGAUCCUUUCAAAAUAGAAAAUGAUAUCAUAACAAUAUUUUCCAGCGUGGUCUUGUCUCACGUGUGCUUGUGCAAUGAUUUCCCGGAAGUCCGUUUCCGGGACUGACCAGAUUUGUCGUGGACAUUUACAACAAGGCUGGGUCAGUACACCUGACAAGAGUAUAUAUUCGAUACUGAGUCUACAUCCACCUAUUAUCACAGGACAGAAGAUUUAGUGGAGAGUCAAGUCCAUGUAUCUUGUGUCUUAUCGGCACACGUUAUAAGGAUUGAUAUUUACAUCGCAGACAUCUUGGAGAGAGGAAUGAUGGACUGUACAAAUAGACCAGUACUCUCCUUUGGUGUUAUCGCUGAUGUACAAUAUGCUGACAUGGAAGAUGGUUACAAUUUCUCUAGGACAAGGAAGCGUUACUAUAGAAAUGCUGUGAACCUCCUAAGAGAAGCAAUCUCUUGCUGGAAAAACCGUGACUCGCCCGUUAAGUUUGUCUUACAGCUGGGAGAUAUCAUUGAUGGGUUUAAUAGGUCUCGGGGUUCAGGGUCUGAUAUAGCUCUGCAGACGGUCAUGCGAGAGCUUGACUCCCUGCAAGCACCUGUGUACCAUAACUGGGGAAACCAUGACUUCUAUAACUUUUCACGUCAGUAUUUGAUGAACUCUGUUCUGUUCUCAGGGCAUCUGACUGACUGCAGUUCUGUACCAAACUGCGCAUAUUACACUAUCCAUCCUUGUCCCAAACUGAUGAUCGUGAGUCUUGAUUGUUAUGAUGUCAGUGCUUUAGGGUAUGAAGAGUCAGACACCAAAUACCAACAAGCUAUGGAGAUCUUGACCCAGAAAAACCCUAACCCAGAAAAGAAUGACCCCAGGGGUUUAGAGGGUGACCAGAGGCGAUUUGUGAAGUUUAAUGGUGGUGUGGGUGAAGACCAGUUAGAUUGGCUGGAGAAGAAGCUGUUGCAGGCUCAGGCAGAGGAAGUCAAUGUUAUAGUCAUGGGCCAUACACCGGUGUUGGCCUCAUCAGCUGAUUGGCUGGACCUCCUGUGGAACUAUGAGGAGUUGUUGGCUAUACUCGGGCGAUACAAGGACUGUGUUGUGUGUUAUCUGGCAGGUCAUGAUCACACAGGAGGGCAUGACACUGACGAGCAUGGCAUCCUGCACAUCACUAUGCCAGGGGUGAUCGAGACGGCACCAGGAACUAACGCAUACAGCACUGUGGAUGUGUACCGUAAUAAACUGUCAAUCUUAGGAGAAGGCACAGCUGAAAGUUUUCAUAUUAACCUCAAAUUUACUUUAACAUGAAAAAUGUGUGAAGUUUACUGUAACUAGACUGUGAUAAUGAUUAAAUAGUUAUUUUUUUAUCACUGACAUAUUGGUUAAUUGCCGUGCAAGGUACAGUCUGAAUCAGAACAUGUUGCACUUUUAUUUUUGGGGUUUGUAGUGAGGCAACAAAACACAUCAUCCAAAAAAAACUAGAGACCUCACUUGGGUUGAUAUGGACAAUCAAAUACAUCUUCAUGUUGCUGGAACACAGCCAUUUGUUCUGUGUUCCAAACCUAAUUCAUGGGACAGGCUCACAUUUGGUAUUCAGUAUUGUUGGCUGUUGUUUGAGCAGCUAACCAGCCCUUUCCAAUGAGGCUGAAGUUUUGAAUCUGUCUGUUGUCUGAUGAAGGACAGGGUUUACUCUUGCUCUUGUCUGACGAAGGACAGGGUUUACUCAUGUCUGGCGAAGGACAGGGUUUACUCUUGUCUGGUGAAGGACAGGGUUUACUCUUGCUCUUGCCUGACGAAGGACAGGGUUUACUCUUGUCUGACGAAGGACAGGGUUUACUCUUGUCUGGUGAAGGACAGGGUGUGCUCUUGCUCUUGUCUUACAAAGGACAGGUUUUACUCUCGCUACAAAGAUUUCCUUCACAUAUAAAAUUGAUGGCGUUUGUUUAAAUGAAAAAUUCAUCAACACCAAUCAAAUAAAUACAUAAAUCAAAAUUUAUUUGUGUUCACAAAGUUCAGUUUGCAUAUAAUACAUGUAUGAUUUACAUUUUGCAUUUUACAUUUCACAACUUAUUAAAUAUAUUUAACAUGUUGAAAAUGGAUUUUUUUCUUUAAAACUUGGAUGUUCAGUUAUUAAUUAUUUGAUUGGUAUUGUACAUUGUGGUCUAGAACUGAACAUUUCACUUAGAUGGCAGUACUUAGGGGAAACCACUGCAUCUAUCAAUGUAUCUGACACACCUGACUGAAACACAAACUUCACCAGAAAAAGCUUGAUUUUAAACAGAGACUGGCAGAGGCCUACCAUACUGGGCUUUCGGCAGAAACCAUUGUGCCACUAACAUCAUCACAGAAAAGUGUGUGAACUUUUUACGCUGAUUCAGCCAAAAACAUUGGGAGAUUCACUUAAAAGUUUAUUUUCUCCAUAGGAUAAUGUACAGAUUUUGUUUGAGUAUAUCAUCAUAUCAUACUGAAAUAUUUUUGUGGGCAUACAUGCUAUAUAGAACACGUCAAAAGACUUGCAACAACAAGUUAGUGCCUAUAAUAGUAAUUUUGUAAUGGCAGUACGUAUAUUCCAUCUGGAUGUAAAUAAAAAAUU